UUGUCUUUUCUCAGUUGGCUUGUUGUCAUGGAGCGAUGCUUUAGUGUCAGCAGGGAUGAUUCAGCUCCUCGCUCCCCACCUCCUACAGCAUCUCCUCCUCACGUCCUCCCAUCUCCUCGUCACCCCCCUCCCGUUCCUCCCUCCUCGCCCCGGUCAGCUCUGACUCCUCCUUCUCCCAGACACAGACGGUCGAGUGUUGCGGGAGCCAUGGUGGACGUCAGCAAGUGGCCCCUGUUUUCUCUGCUGAACCACGAGGAACUGUCCACAAUUCGACAGGCGUGCGUGUUUGGAAUCUAUGCCAAUGAAGCCAUCUACAUCACGCAUGCAAAUGAGGUAUUCGUGGUUGGCUUUAACAGCAGCAGCUGCCUCGGUACGGGAGACAGCCUGAGCACCGUUGUGCCGAAGAAACUGGACUUCCUGCGCGGGAAGAAGGUGGUCAGCCUGAGCUACGGCAGCGGCCCACACGUCCUGUUAGCUACAGAUGAUGGACAGCUGUUCGUGUGGGGUCAUAACGGCUACAGCCAACUGGGGAACGGCACCACCAACCAGGGACUCUCCCCGGUGCUCGUCACCUCCAACCUGCAGAACAAGAAAGUCAAAGAGGUGUCGUGUGGCUCCCAUCACUCCAUGGCCCUCACUCACGAUGGAGAGGUCUUCGCGUGGGGUUAUAAUAACUGUGGCCAGGUGGGCUCAGGAAACACAGCCAACCAGCCGUACCCCCGCAGAGUGACCGGCUCGCUGCAGGGAAAGACCACAGUCAGCAUCACGUGUGGACAGACGUCCUCCAUGGCUCUAAUCGAUAACGGAGAGGUGUACGGCUGGGGGUACAACGGUAACGGACAGCUGGGUAUUGGUAACAAUGGAAACCAGCUGCAGCCGUGUCGCCUCACUACACUCCAAGGGCUUUGUAUUUCACAGAUCGUAUGCGGUUACGGUCACUGCCUGGCUCAAACAGACGAGGGUCUGCUGUACGCCUGGGGAGCAAACACCUACGGUCAACUGGGAACCGGCAACAAGAGCAACCAGCUCAGCCCCGUGCAAAUCAUGGCCGACAAAGAGAGGAUUGUAGAGGUCGCAGCAUGCCACUCGACUCACACCUCAGCAGCCAAGACCCAAAGUGGGCAGGUGUACAUGUGGGGUCAGUGUCGGGGUCAAUCCAUCGUCGCGCCACACCUCACUCACUUCACCAGCACGGACGACGUCUUCGCCUGCUUUGCCACGCCCUCCGUCAUGUGGAGGCUCACGUCGAUGGAGCACGACGACUUCCUGACUGUCACCGAGGCGCUGAGGAAAGAGUUCGACAGUCCGGAAACAGCGGACCUUAAAUUCAGCAUCGACGGCAAAUGCAUUCACGUUCAUAAGGCCGUGCUGAAGAUCAGGUGUGAGCACUUCCGCUCCAUGUUUCGCUCUCAGUGGACGGAGGAUCAGCAGGACGUGAUCGAGAUCGGACAGUUCUCGUACCCCGUCUACAGAUCCUUCCUGCAGUUUCUCUACACGGACACAGUCGACCUUCCGCCCGAGGACGCCAUCGGCCUGUUGGACUUGGCCACCUCGUACUGUGAAAACCGACUGAAACGUCUGUGUCAGCAGAUCAUCAAGAGAGGCAUCACUGUGGAGAACGCCUUCACGCUGCUGUCUGCUGCCAUACGAUACGACGCAGAGGACCUGGAAGUGUUCUGUUUCAGGUUCUGUGUGAACCACCUGACUCAGGUGACUCAGACCGGAGCCUUCUGGCAGGUGGACGGAGGGAUGCUGAAGGAGUUCAUCAGCCGAGCGAGCCGCUGCGGGGCCUUUAAGAACUGAGCGGUACACGCACAUUUUUAUGAUUUUUAUAAACUGCACUGAAGUGGACGUGUUUGCACUCCUCCACACGUAGCCGUUCUCAUCACAUUCCUCAGAGAGCAUCCCCCCUUUUAUUAAAAAAAAUAAAUUAUUUACACAUUUCCUGAGGCACAUGUCAGAAAAUCUGCAGCAUCACUCACAAGAUGCUGCAGGAUGUGAAGCUCUGUUAUCUGCAGAACAAAAGCACUUUGGUGAAUUCCUGUGGAGUCACUGGACAGAUCCCUGACGCCUCUCCAGACGUCCUUUACAUGCUGUCUGCAUACUUGAAUUUUAUGUUUUCCCGGCCAGCAGUUACAUGUUCCAGCAGGUCUUAACGUCUGGGGAAAGUAAACACAGGAGGAGAAAUACAGCAAAGUGUUUUAAUGAACUAUCCGUGUCUUAGUUAUACAAAUGAAAGACAUAAGCUUAAGUAGUCACUUACAAUGCUCAGACUUAUACUACCACUUUAUGCUUCCUGUCAUUCUUAGUGUGUGAUCUUUGUUUUCAGGCAAAAGUAGCUCUUACAUGUUGUGAGCUGCACAUUUCUACAGUCAAAGAAACAUUGUGGGAUGUAUUUAGUGUUUUUAUACUCUGCUCUGGGAAUAUUCAUUCUGCCUGAUUUAAAUCUUGUGUUCUAUGGCACUUUAAGAAACUAAGUCUUCUCUCUGCUCAGUGAAACAACAAUAUGUCAGAAUAUUUUCAAUGCUGUGGGAGAAAACUGAUGUGUUAAGUUAAGAGUAAACAUUUGAUACCGCUGCUUUCUCUUCUUCCAUGCAGGUGUAAACAUUAUGAUAUAUAUCUAAGGUGGGCGAUGUAGCGAUAUAUUACAGACUCUUUAUAAUCCAGGAAUGACCUAAUAUCCCUGAUAACAUGGGGAGCUCUAACAAACUCAUUUAAGAUUUCUGGUUUAGCCUGUUUUUCAUUGUAAACGCUAAAAAAAACUGCAGCUUCAUCCAGUUCUUACAUCAGAAAUGAGCUUAAGCAAUAUAAUAACUUCAACAGAUAAGUGUGAUGUUUUGUUUUCGGUUUGACUGCUGAGGUUCAUGAUGACCAAAAGCUGCCUGGAAGUUUCAGUUCCACUUCUUAAAGAGAGAGAAAGAGAUUAUUUACCAGCUCCACUGGCAGCACUGAGAUCAGUUUCUGUUUCUAAUGUUAGGUUUCGUUUUCCUUCGUGUUGCAUUCGGAUGCUUGAAAUAACCAGUUUCAUUUAGGUCAGAAAACAAACUGUUAAUUCAAUUAUUUUGGGGUUCUGUGGCAGAAUAAGGAGCAGGUUUACUGUUUGUCUUUAUGUUUCAUGUGCAAUGCAAACUGGGGAAAACAAUGUUGUUUUGCUUCCUGUAUGAGGAUGAAAAUAUAUAUUUCUAUUGUGCUUUGUUAGCCCUUUUAUUAUAAAGGAAACUUAUUUAACUGCAGGUAAUUUGUUAUAAACUCAGCUUAUAGCCUAAAAGUUAACUAUGAGGUAAACAGCACUACAAUUACAAUUUUUUUUGCUGUUAAACAAACUGUUAAAUAUUAUUUCAAAUUUGUUUUUGUACUAGUUAUGGGCUGACAUUUUUUUUUUCUGUGAAUAAAUAAAAAAACUUUUUAAAAAUUA
Labrus mixtus (cuckoo wrasse) is the source of this 3415-nucleotide messenger RNA. RefSeq names its product regulator of chromosome condensation (RCC1) and BTB (POZ) domain containing protein 1 (gene rcbtb1). NCBI's taxonomy places the organism in Eukaryota, Metazoa, Chordata, Actinopteri, Labriformes, Labridae. Gene Ontology annotation, molecular function: protein binding. The transcript is spliced from 13 exons. The coding region runs from base 28 to 1803 and encodes 591 amino acids. The record is from RefSeq and is a predicted model, not a curated record.